This is a messenger RNA of Ictalurus punctatus (channel catfish), 1295 nucleotides long. It is a transcript of the gene cmtm8b, whose product is annotated as CKLF-like MARVEL transmembrane domain containing 8b. Gene Ontology annotation, cellular component: membrane. NCBI's taxonomy places the organism in Eukaryota, Metazoa, Chordata, Actinopteri, Siluriformes, Ictaluridae. Gene Ontology annotation, molecular function: structural constituent of myelin sheath. Gene Ontology annotation, biological process: myelination. The record is from RefSeq and is a predicted model, not a curated record. The transcript has 4 exons. Bases 271 to 804 code for a protein of 177 amino acids.
CGAACAGCGUAGUUUAUUUUAAAUGUGGCAGGAUAUUUCAUCACAACUACGAUGUUUUAUUUAUAUUAAUCUGCAUUAACACGUGUUUCUUUUGUUUCUGAUAGCUUCUAGUGUACUAGAUAGGAAACGAUUGUCUUUUUGCUCUCGAGUCGGUGAAAUUGGCGUUUCCUUCAUUACCAUUAGGUGUGAGUCAGGGGGCGCUGUUCCUGCACCUCACUGAGAUGGCUAGUUUAAUAGCAGGCCUUGCUCAGUCAGAAUCACUCUGUUAGGAUGGAAGAAGACCCGGAGUCCACAGCAGUGAGAACAGUGAACAGGAGCAGUAGAAGUCCCACACUGGAGGAUUUGGGCCUCUCACACUCUACUCUGGCUUAUGACAACAAGUUUAUGUGCUCUCCUCCAGGAAUGCUUAUGUUUGGAGAAGUAGUUUGUGGACUGCUUGUGUGGACUCUUCUAGGUGGGACUGAGUAUUUGCGGGUGCCAGCACUGGGCUGGGUGAUGUUUGUGUCGGUGAUUUGCUGGGUGCUGACUCUCUGCCUUCUUAUACUGCACCUGACCACUGCUCACACAAAGAUCCCCCAUGUCCCCUGGUCAACUCUGGGACUGUGUUUCAAUAGCAGUGCCACUAUUCUGUACAUGACAGCCGCAGUGAUUAAUGCUACAUCGGUGCCACAGGCCAUUAGGGGGCGCUAUUACUACAUCAGCUGGGUUGCUUCCACGGUAUUUGCCUUCUUAGUUGUGCUUUGUUAUGCAGCAAAUUCAUAUCUGAGCUACAAAUCCUGGAGAUCAAAAAGUGAUGCUGCCUAAACAAAAUGACUGGAAUCACAUAUGAUUUACAAAAGUCUUUAACUGGAUGGUUUUCUAUGGCCUUUUUUUAUUCUCAUGCACGAAACCAUCAAUUUUAAAUUGUUUGUUUUACAUGAAGAAUGUUACAAUAUUUUUACUCUCACUUGUAAUGUGUUUAAAAUAAGAUGCUUCUAUGUUAUGUACAUUUGAAUUGUUCUUCAUUUUGUAUAUAUAUAUAUAUUUUUGUACUGUUUUAAUAGUGCACUAUUUGUGUGCUAAUUAGAUGGUAUUUGCCUAUAUUUAAAUUAGAAUGUAUAUGGGAAAACCAAAUUCCUUCAUGAAAAUAUAUUUCAUGUAUAUUUGUUGAAUAGGUACUAUGUAUUUAUGUAAAGUUUACCAUAAGACAAUAAAAACAGUUUAUAAUAAUACUGCACAUGUAAUGCUCCAUAAUCAAUACAUUUUUUAGUCCAUAUAACAAUUAAUGCAAAUAAAAAAGUAUGAGUAUUCUGACA